Molecule: messenger RNA, 7607 nt
Organism: Drosophila teissieri
Lineage: Eukaryota; Metazoa; Arthropoda; Insecta; Diptera; Drosophilidae
Product: kinesin-related protein 9-like
Exons: 9
Coding region: 789-6305 (1838 amino acids)
Biological process (GO): chromatin remodeling
Cellular component (GO): nucleus
Molecular function (GO): histone H3K36 demethylase activity; histone H3K9 demethylase activity
Source: RefSeq, a predicted model, not a curated record
CUUGCAGUCGUGUUUUUGGUGUUUUUGUAUUGCAAGAUAUUUGCGAAAAAUAAAUACAUAAGCUAGUGUAAUUCGUGUUGUUCUUUUGUGAAAUGUAAUGUGAACACAGACCCCAUAGAUCAGGCCAGAGUUCGGUGGAUACAUUGCACACAUUGUACCACCCAAUAAAAUGACAAAUUACAGCGUUUAGUGUAAGUGCUCCCAAUUGAGUGUGUGUCCAUUGGACUGCAGAGGAAGCGUCUGAUAAGCAGCCAUCUUCUUAUAAGAAUGGCUCGGAAGUUCCUGCCAAAUAUAUAAAUCCUAAAAACUAUUGCCGUGCAGCAAGGGCACGGGCGUUCUGGCCAUCCACGAGAUCGAGGAACAAUAGAUUUAGCAACACCACAACAACAACAACACACCCAGACAUGUGCAUCGCGCAACUAAUCUAUUGUAAAUAAACUGCGUCUGCGUCCAUUGUGAACGAGCACCUUUUCUCGGUCACGUACGCCGAUUCCGAUUCCUCGAUUCCCGAUUCGCUGAUUCGCCGAUUCCCCGAUUCCGUUGCAACCAGCAGGGCGGUUUACAGGGAAUUCGCGAAAAACCAGGUGCCCCACAUCCUCCAGAGAACCAGCCGCCCCAUAGCAGCCACACACAGGAGCUGGAGGAGUGCAGGAGGAGGAGAGCAGCAUCCACGGCAUAUCCAUCGGUUCCAGAUCGAAGCGCCCGAGAGAAAAGUGUCUCGGCUCAAAGAUUGAAAAGUCCGACAACAGGUCGGCAUUGAAAAAAGAAAGAGAAAAGCUGAGACGAAAAUGAAAAUGUCAGAGGUGCCACGCAUCAUGGUCUUUCGACCCACCUGGGAGGAGUUCAAGGACUUUCCCAAGUAUGUGGCCUACAUGGAGUCACAGGGCGCCCACAAGGCCGGUCUGGCCAAGGUGGUGCCUCCGCCGGAAUGGGUGCCCCGUCGCAGUGGGUACGCCGAUCUCGAUGCCCUCAAUGUCACAAUACCAGCGCCCAUAUGCCAGGUGGUAACGGGCAAGCAGGGCUACUAUCAGCAGAUCAACAUCCAGAAAAAGCCACUCACAGUGAAGCAGUUUAGCGAGCUGGCCAGCACCGAGCGCUACGCCACACCCAAACACUUUGACUUUGAGGAUCUGGAGCGCAAGUACUGGAAGAACAUAACAUAUGUGGCGCCCAUUUAUGGGGCAGACGUUAGCGGAAGCAUCACAGACACCGACCAGGAUAGCUGGAACAUCAACCGGCUGGGUACUAUUCUUGACUAUGUCAACAAGGAUUAUAACAUCCAGAUAGACGGCGUGAACACAGCUUACUUGUACUUUGGCAUGUGGAAGACGACUUUCGCAUGGCACACGGAGGACAUGGACCUCUAUUCCAUCAAUUACUUGCACUUUGGGGCGCCAAAGACGUGGUAUGUGGUGCCGCCGGAGUGUGGUCGCAAGCUGGAGAAGGUGGCCAACCAAUACUUUCCGGCCAGUUACAAGAAUUGCAACGCAUACUUGCGCCACAAGAUGACGUUGAUUUCACCACAGAUUCUCAAGCAACACGACGUGCCCGUCAGUAAGAUCACGCAGGAGGCGGGCGAGAUCAUGAUCACGUUUCCGUUCGGCUACCAUGCCGGCUUCAAUCACGGCUUCAACUGUGCCGAGUCCACCAACUUUGCCAUGGAGCGCUGGAUCGAGUACGGCAAGCGGGCGGUGCAGUGCACCUGCAGCAACGACAUGGUCAAGAUCUCGAUGGACACAUUUGUCAAGCGCUUCCAAAGCGAUCGCUACGAUCUGUGGAUGGAGGGGCGUGAUGUGGGGCGGCAUCCGGAGGAUCCGCCGAACGGGGUGCCCAGUGCAGCUCCCCUGCCACCACAUCUCGAUGUCUUGCUGUGUGAUAAAAAAAUGAAAAAGCAAUGCAAUCCUACCAAGGCCAAGAGUUUCAAAGAGCGUAAUCCCGAUCUGGAUCUGGAUGAAAUCCAGCAGAAUCCCAACGUGCCCGACGACGUCAAGGCCAUGCUGAAGGAGAGCGUGCUGACGCUGGACAUGGGCGAUCUGGCCACGGAUGAGGCUGAUUUUCCCAACGAGGAUGCCAUGAGUCUACAGAGUCCGGCGGAUCUGAAGACCAAGCAGGAGCUGCUUGAGUACAUAGACGACGGCACAGAAGAUGAUGAUGAGGAGGAGGACUUCAAGCGGCGCAAGCAGAAGCGGCGCUACGACGCCGACUACGACGACGAUUGGCUGGCGUCCAAGCGCAAGAGUAACUCGCGAAACAGUCGCGGUCGUAGUCCGCGCACCAAGGACGACCGCUCCAUAUCGCCAGCCUCCUCCACUUCCUCGACGUCGCGGGGCGCACGGCGCGGCAAGGCCAGCGGCACGCCCCGAAAGACUCCUGCACGGCGGAAAAAGGACACUAGUGCCACAUCUCCGGCGGUCACUUCUGCUGCCACUGCUGUUAAAACCACCACAUCAGCCGUGGCAGCUGGAACAGCAUCACCAGUCACAAACACAGCAACAGCAGCAGCAGAUGGCGGAGGAGAUGCCAAAAAGGAGCGACAGUCGCUGCAAUUUAUGCAACAAUCGCGUAAAUUCGAGGGCAAGAUACCAAAACUAAGUCAAAGUCAAACGAGUGCAGCAGGAGCAGCAGCAGCAACAGCAGCAACAGCAGCCACAGCAGCCGCAGAAGCAUCCACAUCCAAGUCUAGUCAAGAGCAGCAGCAACAGAUUGUCUACGUCAACAUGUUGCCCGCGGCCAAUACCCUGAAUGGCAUUCCACAGCAGCAGCAGCAGCAGCAAUAUACGAGCACGGAUGGCAAUGUCUAUCAGCUGCAAAAUGAAAUACUCUGUGAUGCAAACGGACAUGCCGUGACUGCCGCCACGGCUUCAUAUCAAACUACGGCCAGUAGUCCGCAGCAGCAGCAGCAGCAGCAGCAACAGAAUGUUGCAACCAGCGUUGCCGACAAUGUGGUCACAACUAUUAGUUCGUCCUCCAUCCUGCACACGAACGCCAACACCAACGGAGUGGACACAAUCGCCGCCACACAGCAGCAGCAGCAGCAGCACCAGCAGCAGCAGCAGCAGCAACAACAGCAACAUUACCACUACAUCACCACCACCGGCGAGGAUGGACAAACCCCGACCACCAUAGUGUUCGAGAACUACAACGGCGGCAUGCCAGCGGUCAGUUCCGCCGCACCAACGCCCGUUCCCGUGUCGCAGGCCAACUCGGCCGCGACCACGACCACCACGGCCCUGGUUAACACGGACGGCACGAUCAUCGAGUUCGAUGGCAACACGUACGAGGAGUACCACGUACUCAAAAGCGAGCCCGGCAGCAGCGAUUGCCUGAGCAACGGCAGCAGCGCCGUGGCCGCCGACAUAAUCAAGUACGAUCCCCAGCACGGAGUCGUUGGCGACGAGGAGGACGAGGAGGAGAGCGGCCUGUUGCAGGUGAAGUACGAGGAGCAGAGCCUCGAACACGAUCCGGAUAACGAGCACGAUGCGGACCAGGAGCACGAGUACGAGGAGUUCCAGGUGAUCAAGGCCGAGGUGGAGGCCGAGGCGGCGGAGCUGGCAGCCGGCACCACCAGCUACACGAUCAGCCAGGACCAGCCGGGAUCCGGCACCACGGUGCUCUCCUCAAUGGUACCCAAAUCGGGAUCGGCGGCGGCCGCCAAGCAGAAGCGCAAGCGCAAGACGCGCGUCAUCGCCGACGACGAGCAGGGCGAGUACCUGGAGAAGAUGAGUGUACGUGGCCUGGACAUCGCCCGCUACGAGCACAUCAUCGACGGCGUGGCCUACUGCCUGGUCUGCGCCAAGAACGACAUCUUUAAGACGUUCAAGAACAAGUACAGCUUCCAGCGACACGCCUACCUCUUUCACGAGGGUCAAAAUCGCAAGAUAUUCGCCUGCCCCAUCUGCAACAAGGAGUUCUCGCGUCCGGACAAGAUGAAGAUGCACAAGAAGGACAAGCACGGCGACGUGCCCAUGCCGCCAUCGGCCACCACGACUCCGCUCAAGGCUGACGGUCCGCCGACCAAGCGGGCGCGUACCGCUCGCACUCCGCGCGUCCGCAAGACGAAGGGCGGCGAUGGCAGUACGCCGGCCAAGAAGCGGCUGGCGCAGAUCGACAGUGUCCUGGACGACGUGCAGAAUGGUGAGUCCCUGACCAUGGCGCCGGUCAGCGUGAGCCACUCCCAGCAGCAGCAGCAACAGCAGCAGCAGAUGCAGCACAGCAUCACAACGCUGGCACCCACGACGCCGUCGCAGCCGCAGCAUCAGCUGCAGACGCUGCCCUCGCUGGACUUCAGCGGCAUGAUUCUGCCUGGAGGCGCACAGCUGGCACUGGCCAAUCCGGGCGCCACCAGCUCCGUGGGCCUGCAGCGAGGACCAGCCACGCCAAACGGUCAGCCGGCGGCGCCCACCACCACGCUGAUCUACUCGAACCAACUGGAACUGCAGCAGGCGCUGCUGCAACAGCAGCUGCACGGCCAGAGCAUCAUGAUCCAGGACCAAGCCGGCAACCUGGUGCCCCUGCAGCUGGACGGCACCCAGGCGAUAUACACGACGGCGCCGCAGGCUCAGCGCCAACAGACCACGGCCACAUAUCAGACGACGCAGCAGCAGCAGCAACAGCAGCCAACGCAGCAGCCCGCCAGCCAGGCGCAACAGCAACCCCACUACGAGCUGGACAACGUGACCUAUUUGAGCUCCACGGCGGCGGCCACUCCGACGUCGGCCGAGCAGCAGCAGCAGCAGCAACAACAGCAGCAGCAGCACGUGAUCGGCACGGUACAGAGCUAUCAGAUCCUGACGCCCGACGGCCUGCAGAACUUCCAACCCAAGCUGGAGACGGCCGAGCUGGGCGACCUGUGUCCCUACUCGCAAUACACCUUCACCACGCACGGCGGAGCGCAGCCCACGCUGAAUGCGAACGCGCUGGACGCGCAGAACCAGCACCAGCAGCACCACCAGCCGCAGCAGCACCACCACCAGCAGCAACACCACCAGCAGACGCAACUACUGCAGCAGCAGCCCUUCGCCACGCACCACAAUCCGCACCAGCAGUUCAUGGAGCUGAAGAACGAGCUGCUGAUCAAGGGCGGUGACGCCUACACCCUGGACACCGCCUCCAUGUACCACCUGCCCUUCUCGCCCACCUCGAUGAUCAAUGCGGUGAACGAUGUGAACACCUCGUCGCUGCUGGAAACCAAAGAAAUUAGCAGCAGCAGCAACGGCGGCAGCAGCAGCAACGCCACUAGCAACACUGCCAGCAGCAACAAUGCGUCCUCCGUGGUGAGCAGCAGCGCGAGCAAUGGCCUCAAGCCGGCGGCCAAGAAGACACCUGUCAUUCUGCUGGCCGCUCGUGGUGCCGCCAAGCAGCCGCAGCUCAGCAUUCUUAAUGGCAACACCAAGACCGGAACGGGAAAUGGAAUUGGAAGCGGAGGCGUUACGUUAGUGCGCGUCAAUGCAUCUAAUCGCAAUCAGCGCCAAGUAAUCGUCGCGCCGGAAGCAGCACCUGUGGAGCAGCAGCCGGUGGUCGAGGAGGAGCUGUUGGCCGAGGACGACGAGCUGGACGAGGACAUGGAUGAGGAUGCUGUUGCCCUGGCCGGGCUCUCCUCCUCGACUGCCCAGAUCCUGCGGAAGUUCCGCAUACCCAAAGGCACGGCCGUGACGGCCAAGUCGGGUGAGAACUACCUGGCCAUGCCCACGCCAACACCCUCGCCGCCGGGUGUCGUCAAUUUGGUUAGCUCCGGCGUUGAGGCUUCCGGUUACAUCGAGAACGACGACGACAUCAUCGAGGAGCUCAACGAGGACGACCUGGUCGAGGAGAUUAUCGACGAGGAGCCCAGCCAGGAGCAGCCGGAGCUGCAAGAGGCGACGGACGCCGAUGGUCUCGAUCUGAGCAGCACGAACAAUGCGACGGCCGCAACGGGCACCACCAUGCUGCUGGCCCCCCAACCGCCUCCGCUUCAGCUGCAGACGGUGGCCUCCAACGGCACCGUGACCUGCUUCAACCUGCCGGCCAACACCAUCCUGCUGCAGUCGGCCGAUGGCAGCAUAAUCGCCGCCACCCAGGUGCCGCAUCCCAGCAAGGCGGGUCAGCAGCAGCUGAUUGCGCUGCCGGGCAACGUGGCCCUGGCCACCGAACCGGCGACGCAGGCUCAGGCCACGUCGGCGCCCCAGGCCACGCAGACGCUGAUCCUGACCGCCGACGGCACGGCCAUUCCCAUCCUGGCCACUGCUCCCCAACAUCAGCAGCAGCAGCAACAGCAACAACAGCAACAGGCUGCCGCUGCUGCUGCUGCUCAGUUGUUCGCCGCGUAGGGUCUAAUGGGUGGCCAAAUGGGUCGAUUUUUGAACAGUGCCACCAUAAUGCCGACCACUUACUUCUUUUAGAAAUCUCUCAACUGUUCAGCGCCGAUUCGGUUGCCCAUGGCGCAAAGCUGGAACUCAGCUCUGUGCCGUCGGCAACGUUCACUUGUUUUAUAGGGUUUUAGAAUACUACUUCAAAAAUCGUCACAUUUGGCCACCAAAAAGCGGGGAAAACGCAGCUGGAGCGCUUGCGUGUGCUGUAAAAAAGAAAAAGAAAACAAAAAAUGGAAAGAAUAUUAACUCAAACAUAAGCCAAGCUAACUCAUUGAUAUUACCACACUGUUGGAUGUGCAUACGAAAUUUAUUUUUUUACUCAAAAAACCAAAUGCCUACAAGAAUAUAAAUCAAAUGUUGUUCAACACACAGAAAAGCACAUACACGCGAAUGGAUUUGCGGCAGAAUCAAAUGUACGGAUCAAAUGUAUUCGGUUCACGGCAAACUUGAGAGCAUCGUAAAUUAAAAUAAUUUCUACGCCUAAGCUAAAUUUUAAAUGUUUAAGUGCAAACACGAGACACACACCCCAAACCAGUUGUAACUAUUUCACCUGCCUACAGUGCGGGCAGAAUAUGUUUAGUGUAAUUUAGUUUUGCAAGAACGUUUUCGUUUCUCUAAAGGAUAGCUCACUUUUGUAACUACCGGGAGCGUUCUCGAAAAAUACUUAUAAUAUAAUUUGUUCCUUGCAUAAUGAGAGAUAGACAGGCAACUAUGCAACGUAAUUCAUGUAGUAUUUAUUUGAUAAGUUCUCGAUCUAUUUAUUUAUUUUUGUUAACUAUUCCCAUCCGUGUACCCCGCCACCCCUUGUCAUUACACUUUCUUUUGCCAUGUUGUAUAUUCUUUACAUAUAUAUAUAUAUUAUAUAUUUUAUUUGCAAUCUUGUUAUGCCAUUCGUAUAGGAAAAUAGGAAUUCAAGCAUAGCACCGACCUAACAUUACUCUAAGUUGUAGGCCCGAUACUUUAGACUAAAGUAUUUUUUUAACCCAUUCUUGCGACACCAACUGCCCAAGAAUACAUAAAAACACACACAUUAAGCUAAGCGAAGCUAGGGUUAAGCCUAGGCUAACUAAGAUACUUUAACCGAUGGAAGACAAUGAUUUAAAAUAGCUCGUAGUAUGUACUCUAAGACAAAUAAGCAAAACGGAGUUGCACUUCUGUAAGAUAUACUGUAACUAAUAACGAAGCGGAAAAGCUACAAAUAAAGCAACUCGAGUAGCCUACAUUAUGUAUAAUACAAAUUCUAAUGCUAAUAUUACUUUA